Messenger RNA from Hippopotamus amphibius kiboko, 7990 nucleotides. RefSeq names its product reticulon 4 interacting protein 1 (gene RTN4IP1). The transcript has 10 exons. The record is from RefSeq and is a predicted model, not a curated record. The coding region runs from base 410 to 1588 and encodes 392 amino acids. Gene Ontology annotation, molecular function: oxidoreductase activity; zinc ion binding. Gene Ontology annotation, cellular component: mitochondrion. Lineage: Eukaryota; Metazoa; Chordata; Mammalia; Artiodactyla; Hippopotamidae.
GGGCGGGUGGCAAGGAGAUUCCGGGCUAGGGUCGCGGCGGAAACCUGGAAGCGCCUGAAUUCCUGUGGCGUCCGGAUCGCGAGCGGAGUCGGCUUGUCCCGCAGAGGGCUCCCGGGACAGGGCAGGAUUCUAGGGGUUUUGUUUUUGUUUUCAAGGGGCGGGGGUGUAAGGGCGGAGGAGAAUGGACAGAAUACUGACUGGAACGUUAAUUGGAGCGUUUCAGAUGCGGAGAGUAGAGUAAUUCCAUACUCUUAUUUCUUCAGUUGCUCCAUCAGUCUUGACUUCAUUAUUGAAUUCUCAACGUUGCAACUGGCCAGAGUGUUUGGCAGAGUUUGACCGAAUUCAGGUGUGAGGGUUUGAUCCCGUGUAAGUGCCUGUUAGUUAGGGCACGCAAUUCAACCGCUUUACCAUGGGAUUUCUGAAGACCUGUGUACUUGGAAGAAAUGCGUGCACUGCGGUUUGCUUCUGGAGAAGCCAAAUUGUACAAAAGCCUUCAGUUAGAAAGAUUAGUACUAGCUCUCCGAGGAGCACUGUCAUGCCCGCCUGGGUGAUAGAUAAAUAUGGGAGUAAUGAAGUGCUUCGAUUUAACCAGAACAUGAUGAUACCAGUGAUACACUAUCCAAAUGAAGUCAUUAUUAAAGUUCACGCUGCGAGUAUCAAUCCUAUAGAUGUUAAUAUGAGAAAAACAAAUAAAUUGUAUUUUGUAGAUGGCUAUGGAGCUACAGCUUUAAAUAUGAAACGCGACCCUUUACAUAUUAAAAUCAAAGGAGAAGAAUUUCCCCUGACUCUGGGUCGGGAUGUGUCUGGUGUGGUGAUGGAGUGUGGACUUGAUGUGAGGUACUUCAAGCCUGGAGAUGAGGUCUGGGCUGCAGUUCCUCCCUGGAAACAAGGCACUCUCUCAGAGUUUGUUGUAGUCAGUGGGAAUGAGGUCUCUCACAAGCCCAAAUCACUCACUCACGCUCAAGCUGCCUCUCUGCCUUAUGUGGCCCUCACAGCCUGGUCUGCCAUAAACAAGGUUGGGGGCCUGAAUGACACGAAUUGCGCAGGAAAACGUGUUUUAAUCUUGGGCGCUUCAGGUGGAGUUGGUACUUUUGCUAUACAGGUGAUGAAAGCAUGGGAUGCUCACGUGACGGCAGUUUGUUCUCAGGAUGCCAGUGAACUUGUAAAGAAGCUUGGGGCAGAUGAUGUAAUUGAUUACAAAUCCGGAAAUAUGGAAGAGCAGUUGAAAUCUGUAAAGCCGUUUGAUUUUAUCCUCGACAAUGUUGGUGGAUCCACAGAAACAUGGGCUCUACAUUUUCUCAAGAAGUGGUCAGGAGCCACGUAUGUGACUUUGGUGACUCCUUUCCUCCUGAACAUGGACCGGCUGGGCAUAGCGGACGGCAUGUUGCAGACAGGCGUCACCGUGGGCUCUAAGACGUUGAAGAGAGAAUACUUCAGGCUCAGGAAAAAGGCGGCAGAAGGUUCCUCGGGUGGAAAGGCUGUGCGUCAUGCUGAGCUAGCCAGCACUGCCCCGUGUGUGCAAGCAUUUCUGGCAAGGAGUCCAUUAUCGCUGGGCCUUUUUCAUGGCCAGUGGUCCAUAUCUAGAUGACAUUGCAGAACUGGUGGAUGCGGGAAAGGUGAGAAAACUGGCUCAAAGGGAUAAAGGGACGUGCGCAACGUUGUAGAAGUGGGAUCCAGAACUCACACCUCUGACCCCAGACCUGUGUUUUCCCUCCUCACCAUUAAGCUGCAUUCUUAGUACUUGAAGCUGAUCUGGGACUUUAGCUUGAAUGGACUUGUCCUUGUCCGUGUACAGUGGCAGGGGAAGGGACUAGAGCAAGGCCAGCGUCACACCACGUGAUCUGUGCUAAGCCAUAAGGAAAGAACCCCUGGAAAUGGGUUUCUUGUUCCGGCACCUGCCACUUGCUGGCCCAUCUCAUCUUUCCAUUUUUGUUUUGGAAAAAGUGUUUUACUACUGGAUGCGUCCUGUGCGUUUAGUUUUUUCAUUCUAUUUCAGCCAAGGAACUUACGGUAGAAAAUGGCCCACUACUGUUUCCCAAAUAUUUUGGUUCCAAGUUUGCAUGCCUUUUCUCACACUUCUAAGUAGACGGGGGCUCAGCCUUGUUGUGACUGCAAGCGAGUGCCUCUGUAGGGUUCUCCCCACAUCCCACGGGGAUGCUUAUUUUAUUUCUAGGAAGAAGGAGAUGAACUGUCAUCAGAUAAUAUGGCCCACAGUCCUGUGUGGUGCUCAAUGGGGAUGGAGUCCUGUCAUUAGAGAGGUCCCUGUCCUCCCGAAGUCACCACACGUGUCCUGACGUGUGCUCCAGACUGUCCACGUGCUUAUCAUUGCUCUUUUGUGUUCCAAAUAUUGUGACUCUCUACCUAGAAAUGACCAUUUAUUCAACAGAGAAGAGAGGUGACUUGUGUAUAUGUCCCUAUUGAAUUUGGUAGUUAACUGGUGGAAUGGCUAAAAGAGGACACGGCAGAAAUCAUGAUGCCCUCCAAGUGUCCUCCUGCAAGGGUGAGUGAAGAGAUGUUCCUUUGGCCUCUAAUUCUCUUCUCACCAGGGUUAUUUGGGCUCAGGAGUCAUUUCUGACAAUGAAGGGCCCUGGGCCUGUGGCGGUUGGUAAGGGACAGUGGACCCACGAAGAGGUCAGCUGUCCUGCGCAUCCUACUUCCUUGUGGCUGUGAGAGGUCAUUGCCUGUCUACACUGGAGAGUUGGAAAGGAUAACAGAACAGAUCUGCUUACAUAUUGUGUGGUUAGUAAAGAUUAAGUUGGAUGAGGACGUUGAAAUCCUUCCAAGCUUUGGCUGAGUGCUUAAUGAAUAUAAUUAGCAGGUAUCCGAUAGAGGAGCUGGAGUUGUUUAGUGACAGUAUGAGGCCAUGAACCAAAAGAGGCUACUGUUUUAAAAUACCUUAAAUUACGUUUUGUAAUAUUUGUAAGAUUCAAAAUCCAAAAGGUAGGAAAAGUUAUUUCAUAGAAUCUUCCUUUGAUUCCUGUCCCUCACAGAGAUUCUCCUUGUCAGGCCACCAGCUUUACUAGUUUCUUGGGUAUUCCAAAGAUGUUCUGAGAUUCAGUAGAGUGAAACAAAAAAAUGAUUUAUAACUAGCAGAUUGAGUUUAAUGGGCUGCUACUGAACUUUUGCCUUAUGCCUGAAGUUUAUUGGCAUUUUCUCCUAAGUGCAACAAACAUUUCCUGUUUUAUACCAUUUAGCAAACUGUUUUUGGGGGGGUGCCUACCCCAGUGCAUACACGACAUGAGAGAAACCGGAAGUACUGGUUGCUGCACCUGAGGAGGGGGACGAGAUGGCUGGGGAUCACGCGUGGGAGGGAGGUGCCUCUUCGUGCCCUGUCAUCUUUUUGAGUGUGUGUGUGCACACACGUGUGCUCUGUGUGGUAUUAAGGCCAUUCAAGGUCCUAGGUGACCAGCCAGGCCUCUUGGCUGAGCGAUGACAUGGGUAUCUCACUUUAUUUAUUUUAGCCAGCAUCAGAAUAGUUCCUACAGAACUUAUUUGAAUUUAAUUCAAAACAUUUACUGAGGGCUAGUGGGCACUUUACUUCACCCAGUAGGGCGUGGAGAGAAUCAUUGGCCAUGCUGAAUUACAUCCUGAGCCGUGCUGUCUGCUAGAACUUUCUGCAGUGAUGGAGAUAUUCUCCAUCUGCAUUGUCUGGUGUGGUAGCCACUAGCCACAGGUGGCUGUUGGUCACUUUAAAUGUGGCUAGUGCAACUGAGGGGCUAGAUUUUAAAUUUUAUUUACUUUUGAUUAAAUUUGAAUAGCCACAUGUGGCUCGAGGUUACCAGUUUGGACAUGCAGCUUUAGAGAGCAUGUAAUAAGUUCUGAGGCAGAGGAUUCCCCAGACCCCUCUUGGGAUGGCCAGGCCCUAGUUUUGCAAUGAACGGUAUUCCAAAGCUUUAAAUUCCUUAUUUGCAACUGGACUUUUUCCCCUAUAGAAAGAAUGUAAUGGUUGGGGACUAACCCUCUGGGGCCACUAGGAGAGUGUUAUCUUCCCAGAUGUGCCAGGUACCUCACAGCCUUGAUGCUCCUGAAGUUUUCCAGAUGCCACUGAAGUUGUUUCUGUGGGGAAAUGUAAGCUGAGUUUCUCCUCUCACCUUCUGGCUAGAAGGAGUACCUUUUUUCAGGGGGCCUAGGGACAAGUCCUGAGAUGCUUCCAGAAUGGGCACAUUUACUCCCUUGGAGAGCUCCCCCUCCCCACUCACCCUGUCCCAUCUCACCUCCUAUCCUCCAGCCUUGAGUUUUCCAUCUGGGGCCAGAAAGUUCAGAAAUAGCAAGUUCAAGCAAAGCCCACUUUUUCCUUCUUCGUAUCUCCUUAGUUUAAGCCCCCUUCUUCCCCUUUAUCCCAACCCUGGAAAUAUUGACCCUGUGGCAGAACUCAGGGCCAGGCCUGUCCAAGAGGUCGUGCUGGAGCUGUGGUCCUGCCGCCCCUGCACUGGGGCCCUGGGGCGCGUCCACAGGUGUGUGGACCGGGAUCGUGCAGAGGCCUUCAGGUCUCCCUGGGUCUCUGUCAUCAGUCUCCCCACCCUUCCCACCCUCUGAGGUCGGUUUCUGUGCCCCAUGGAGGCUGCGGCCAAGGGUCUGGGGAAGAGGUGACAGACUCAGGCUUCCCUCCCCGAAACGCCCUCAUGCCGUGCAGUGAUGACAUUGGGAGUCCAGGACCCUAACUCUGCUCCUCUGCUAAGACCUCUGACCUUGCACUUAGCACGUAACCACUUGCACUUCAGCUUCCUAAUCUAGCCACCAGCCGGCUCAGAGACUCCCCCCCUUUUAAGCCCUACUGCUCUGUGAUUCCCGCAGGGAGGUGGGGCUGGGGGAGAGCCUCUCUGCGGGCCACCGUGCCUGCCCCGUGCAGCCCUCUCUCCACAGCCCUCCUGAGCUCCUGAGCCCAGCGGGUUCCUGCCUCGGAGGCAGGGAGGCUUGCCCAGCGGCUGGUGAGCAACAGUGUUCCGAGGCAGCACGGGGAGGUGGAGGUGUCCGUGGUCCCUGUUCUUAUGGGAAGGGUGCCAGGCAGCAGGUGCCAGACCCGGGCCUGGCUCUGUGCGGCCUUUGUUUAGGAGAGGGAAGGACAAUCAGGAGAGCCCGAGUGUGGGUCCGAGCCUGGGAUGAAUGCUGCAGUCCCGGGCGGCUGCGGGCCCCGCGCGUCCGUGUCGCCGGGGCGUGUGGUGUCGAGCCCGCCGCUUUAUACCAGGGCUCCUGUGCUGGCCAGGCUGCCGCAGCGUCAUCACAUCAAUGUCCCCACCUCACCGUGAGUAACCUUUCUUUCCCCUCUCUAGAUUUUUGCUCUGAUCCCUUUGUCCACAGCAGACAAGCAUUCCAGGCCUGAUGUGGGGCUGGGCGUAGACCUGCCCAUUGUCCGGUUAGUCCCUGGGUGCUGUCGCACACUCAGCCAGCAGUGGCAUCUGCCUGCCUGUUCAUCGGGAGCCUCUUUUUCUUUGUCACUUACGGGAAGCGCUGAAUGCCCGUGGUGCCACAGUCAGCCCUGUGGGAUUACCCGCCACAAUAGGCCUGACCAGCCAGAUUAACGUGUGCCGUCGCUGCGGGCUGCCUGGGUCAUCAGUUUGGGGCCUGUGUCUCUGGUCAGGUCCUAAAGCGGACGCAGCUAGAAGGGCGGGCCGCUCGUCCCGGAGUGGAGCAGGUGGGCUCCGGUUCCCGCGUGACCUCUCGUAACGCCGCCGCUGGUCGCUGCUGUUGCUGGUGUCCAGCGCUCAGCGACCGCAUGCAUGUUGGUGGUGUCGCCUCCUCUCUCGGUGUCUCUCUCGGGGGCCUGCCGUGUGCGCCUGCUGUGCGCCAGUGCCUGGCGCUUAGAGGGCAGACACUUAGCCUUUGUGGAGCGGGUGCGUGUGUGCGUCCCGCAGGCCCGGAACCCCAGGCGUGAGGCAGAAGGCGGUAGUGAUUCCCACCCGCUGUGCAGGAAGCUCACCUCCACCCCGAGACGUUUUUAUUCAGUUGUUCUAACAGGAGGCCAAGGACUCUGCAUUUUAAGCAUGCAUUCAGGUGAUGCCUUUUCAGGCAAUCAGCAUCCAGAGAGCAGUGUCCCAGCGGCUUGGAGGAGGGGGACGGUUUCGGGUGGGACAUGCAGGGAACUUGGAUGCCUUCCACUCUCCUACCAGACAAGGCGAGUAGGGUUCCUCUGACAAGCGGCUCAGAUCUGUUCUGCUCACAGUGGCCGCCGUGUUGAGGGAGGUUGAGGUCGCCCUCGGCUUGCUGGGGGGGGCCCCAUUCAUUCAUCAGUGGUGUUCUCCACAGGUGCAGAUGGCAGUGGUGGCCUGUGGACAACACGUCUGCUGUCUUGGUGGCCUGGACAUAGGGCCUAGAGACUGGAUCCUCAGCGGACGCGGUCCCUUAGUACGAGGCAGGCCAGCCAAGAUGCAGGCUGUGAUGAAUCCUUAUAACCCUUGGCUCCCUUUCCCUCCCCUUAAGGUUUUGGAAGUGGAUGUGGAAAGCAGCUGAUGGUAUAAGAAAGGCUGAGUGCACAGUGGUGAGAGCAGACUCUGGCACCUGCUUGAAUCCUGCUUUACCACUUAGCAUUUAUGUGGUGUUGGGCGACGUAUUUAACUCUGUCUUAAUUUAUUCAUCUGUGAAAUGGGAAUAACAGUAGUACCCACCUCAUAGGGUGGCUGUAGGGAUUAAAUGAGGUAGAACAUAUAGAGCACCUAGAAGAGCGCCUGGCAUGGAGUGAGGACAGUAUGUGCUAGCUGUGGCUCUUAUCAUGAGCAUAUCGUGGUUUGUGGGUACAAAGCAAUUUUCAGCUCUGGAGAAGGGACCUUUCGGAGUCCAAGAUGCUCUCUGGUGGCAGGGCUGUGAAAUUCACACGAGAGGAAGGUCCAUCAGGUGCAUCUGAACACCACAAGAGCACAAACUUCUCCCUCUGGUAAAAGGCAGAGGGUUGCAAGAUGUAGGCUUAUGCGUCCUGACAACGUAUACCUGCUCUUGGAGCAGUGGGAGGUAGCUCAUGAAAUACCCAGUGGAUAGUUAUUGAUUUUUGCUUGAAGUUUUGAAAAGGACGGGUUCAGUUAGAGUUGUACGUGGGGAGAGAGGGCACUAACUGGUCCUAGUUUCAAAGGAGAUUGCUGGCAAUACUAAUGACACAGUAAAAAGAACCAGCGGCGUUCACGCCUUCAUGAGCUGGCAUUCCUGUGACGUCCAGCCCGCUUAGCAAAGCCCCCGGCGCAGCUGCAGCCAGGGAUGGGCCCUCCCAGGACUCUCGCUUCCCAGUUAUCUUACUGGUUUCACCUAAGUGACACUUAUUCAACUCCUGCUAUGUGCCUAGCAUUGUGCUGGGUGUUGUGGGGGAUACAGAAGAGGUGACUUGUACCACAGGUGCGCUAAGCUUUGCGUAAACACGCCAACCAUUUAACAAAUUAAAAAAAACCCUGUCCCUGUUCUGUGCAGUGCCUGUGUGGGGCCACGGGGAUACACACAGCAGGAGCCUUGGGGCACCUUCUUUGGUGUUUACCAUGCAGGACCGUGUGGCUGAGACAUGUGCUUGGCUAUAGCAGGCAGUCUGUGUAGAGGGCCACACCGGUCCUGUAGCGGUUCAAGGAGAGGACACUCCGCAGACUGUGGGGUCCGGCAGGCUCGGGUGAGACCGCACCGGAAGCCUGACCUGAGCGGUCAGACGUUGCAGAGGAGAGGCACGCACACUCCACGCUCAGACGACGACAAGUAGCCCGUUUUGGUAAAGCAGGGGUCCGAGGAGGGCUGGGGUUGGGAUGGCAGUGGCCUUUGGAUGCCAGCCCUGGGCGCCCUGGAGGAGCUCCGAGUCGGAGGGUGACAGUGACCACCGUGGUGCAGGCGUAGGGCUGACGGUCGGGUUGGGCUGCGCUACAGAGGAGACGCAGGCAGAAGGAGCGGGGCAGCGCGCGUGGGCCGGCCCCCCGUGAGCUCCUGACCCGGGGGCACCACACAGACCGGAGACACCUGCCUGGGCUGACAACGUGAGACAACUAAUGACAGGCGUUACCUGCCGUGACUGAUGUAGGUUUUCUUACCC